Carassius gibelio (silver crucian carp) is the source of this 369-nucleotide messenger RNA. Its product is annotated as protein shisa-like-2A. The coding region runs from base 1 to 369 and encodes 122 amino acids. The record is from RefSeq and is a predicted model, not a curated record. Lineage: Eukaryota; Metazoa; Chordata; Actinopteri; Cypriniformes; Cyprinidae. The transcript has 3 exons.
AUGAGCGCGGAAUGCGCGGAAUAUUACAACACGGAGAAUGUGUUCGUCAGCGCCUUCACGUGCCCAAAGACCGACAACGACGCGCGCGCGGUCUUCUGCUGCGGGUUCAGUGACGUCAAAUACUGCUGCGACGAUCCCAACAGCUUUUUCCCUUAUGAGUAUGGAUAUAUGUGGUGGCUCAGUUUGGGAGCCCUGGUUGGUUUGUCUAUAGCUGCUGUGGUGCUGUUAGCCUUCAUCAUCACUGUUUGCGUGCUUUGCUACCUGUUCAUCGCCACUAAACCUCGAGGGCUGGACAACGGACUGCCUUUACGAGCACCAGAAACCCUGCAAAGACGUAGCUCAGAUGUGGUUCACUGGGUCAAGAAAUAG